AUGAAAAUUGUCAUAUUUUUAGUUUUAUAUUUAAGCGUAAAUGCAUACAUGCUUAGAAACAGGAAGGAUUAAAUAAAAUAGCAAGUGAUCCUUGUACUAUUCUCUAUUAGAUAUUUAGCAACUUAGAGAAACUGUAAAAAACCCAUAUUCCCCAUUUUAUCACUCAUCAUAUAAUCGACUGGCAUAUUACGUGGACACAUUCGGUCCAAGAAUGUGGGGUUCAGAAAACAUGGCUGAUUCAGUUGAUGCUCUGGUUGAAGAGAUGCAACAGUAUGGAUUUGAUAGGGUAUGGAAGGAGAAUUUAGGAGAAAUCACAUCGUGGAAAAGAGGAGAGGAGAGCGUGACAUUAUAUGAUCCAAGAGAGUACCCAUAGAAAUUAAACAUGAUUGGUUUAGGAUGGACACCAGCAGGAGUUGUGAAAGCAGAAGUUGAGGUGGUUCACACUUUUGAAGAACUAAAACAUGUAGAUGUGAAGGGGAAGAUCGUUUGUUUUAAUUUUGAGUGGAAAGGAUACUCAUCUAGUGUCUAAUACAGAAUGAAUGGACCAAGGUUGGCAGAGUAGGCAGGUGCCAUAGGAACUAUUAUAAGAAGCGUUGCAAGUAUUUCGAUCUCAUCACCACAUACAGUAUGAAUAUUUAGUUUAACUUGCAGGGUAUGACAGAUUAUCAGAAUAUCAAAUAUCCAGCUGUUGCAAUCACAGUUGAAGAUGCAGAUAUGAUAGAUAGAAUGAGAUAAAGAGGGUAAAAAGUUGUAAUCGAAAUUAAAACGGGUGGAUCACAAUAUAAAACUACAAGUGAUAAUGUAUUGGCAGAAAUCAGAGGAUCGAAAUAUCCAGAUGAAAUCUUAUUAAUGGGUGGUCAUUGGGAUUCAUGGGAUGUGGGAUCUCAGACAGGUGCUAAUGAUGAUGGAGCUGGAGUUAUUGAAUGUCUAGAAGCUUUGAAACUCUUUUAAUAUUUGGGAAUUAGACCUAAGAGAACCAUCAGAUUCAUCGCUUGGAGUGGAGAAGAAAUGGGUAUGCAAAAUGAUGGUGCUUAACAUUAUGCAAAAACUCAUUCUUAAGAAAAUCAUAUUGUUGCAUUUGAAUCAGAUCUUGGAUCUACUAAACCAUAUGGAUUUGGUGUCACCGCUGGAGAAAAAUUCACGUAUUCUAAAAUGUUAGAUUAGACAACUUGUUACUUAUUUGGCCUCAGAGUAUUUGACCGAAAUUGGAGUUGAGAAGAUAUAUCCCAAUGCUGGAGGUUCAGCUGAUAGUGGAGCUUUGAGAGCUGUUACAGGAACUCCAGUUAUGAACAAUUAAAUAGUAGAUAACAAUACUCAUGAUUUCUACUUCACCUAUCAUCAUACAGCUGGAGAUUCUAUGUUGAUGAUGAAUGCUGAUGAUAUGGAUGAUAAUGUCAUUGCUUUUGCUAGUAUUAUGUAUCUGAUUGCCGAUCAUGAUGAUUCAAUACCCAAAAAUUGA
Molecule: messenger RNA, 1459 nt
Organism: Paramecium octaurelia
Lineage: Eukaryota; Ciliophora; Oligohymenophorea; Peniculida; Parameciidae
Source: the annotation of a GenBank genome assembly